Messenger RNA from Trichoplusia ni (cabbage looper), 4258 nucleotides. It is a transcript of the gene rin, whose product is annotated as ras GTPase-activating protein-binding protein 2. Bases 189 to 1508 code for a protein of 439 amino acids. Gene Ontology annotation, cellular component: ribonucleoprotein complex; cytosol. The transcript has 10 exons. Gene Ontology annotation, molecular function: mRNA binding. The record is from RefSeq and is a predicted model, not a curated record. Lineage: Eukaryota; Metazoa; Arthropoda; Insecta; Lepidoptera; Noctuidae.
UGGCAAUACAAAACAUAAAUUGACACCGAACGGUGAGGUAGGCUCUUUUUCUGUUUUCAGUCCUUAUUUAUCGUGAAUAUUACGCGAAUUUAUUGAUAAUUUGCUGCUGAUUACGCUACUUUAAUGCCUAAAUUUUACUGAGGCAGCGUAUAGCAGAGGGCUGUAUUGGCGCACUGUGAACAACAGCGAUGGUAAUGGAGGCGUCCCCGUCCCCGCAGAGCGUCGGUCGCGAGUUUGUGCGCCAGUACUACACGCUCCUGAACAAGGCGCCCGCCCACCUGCACAGAUUCUACAACAACUACUCGUCGUUCGUGCAUGGCGGGCUCGACGCGCCUAACCGUGAGACCCUGCCCGUCGUCGGUCAGAAGCAGAUCCACAACCGCAUACAGCAGCUCAACUUCCGCGACUGCCAUGCCAAGAUCAGCCAGGUGGACGCGCAAGCGACGCUGGGCAACGGAGUAGUCGUGCAGGUGACAGGCGAGCUGUCCAACGGCGGCGCGCCCAUGCGGCGGUUCACGCAGACCUUCGUGCUGGCCGCGCAGUCGCCCAAGAAGUACUACGUGCAUAACGACAUCUUCCGCUACCAGGACAUCGUGUUCUCGGACGAGGAGGGCUCGGGCUCGGGGCGCUCGGAGGGCGAGGAGGAGGAGGCUGGCGGCGCGGGCGCGGCGGGCGCGUACUUCCCGCCGCCGCCGCCCGCGUCCGCCUUCCCGCCCGCCAGCUUCCCCGCGCCGCCCGCGCCGCCGCAGGCCGCGCCGCUGGCCCCGCUGGCGCCGCUGGCCCCGCUGGCGCCGCACGUCAACGGCCACCCGCAGCCGCACGACCACCUCGUGGCCGCGCUGCAGGGUCAGUGUCUGCCCGCUACACAUUACCUAAUCCCCAGCACAAAGAGGGGUGUUAUAUGUGCGAGGGUUCUUCAUGUUUGCGCGGCGCUGGCGGGCGAGGAGGCGGAGAGCGCGUCGCCGCCGCCGCCGGGCGAGCCCGAGCCCGCGCCCGCGCCCGAGCGCGAGCCCGAGCUCGAGCACGAGCCCGAGCCCGAGCACGAGCCGCCGCAGCACCCGCCGCAUCCGCCAGAUCACGCGCUGCACGCGCCGCACGCGCCGCACGCCCCGCACGCGCCGCACGCGCAGCCGCCGCCAGCGGAGGGCGGGCGGCGCUACUCGGACGCGCAGCAGCUGUUCCUGGGCAACCUGCCGCACUGCGCCACGGAGGAGGAGCUGCGCGCGCUGUUCGGGCGCUUCGGGCCCGUGGCCGAGCUGCGCGUGCACAGCAAGCCCGCCGCGCCCGGCGCGCCGCGACACCCCAACUACGGGUUCAUCACCUACGAGACCUCGCAGGCCGCGCACGACUGCCUCAACGCUGCCCCGCUGUACUUCCCGGCCGACAACGCGGACGGCGUGAAGCUGAACGUGGAGGAGAAGAAGACGCGCGGGCGCGAGCCCCCGCGGCGGCGCCCGCUGUCGGGCCACCGCCAGGCCUUCGCGCCGCGGCCCGCCUACCGCCGCUAGCCGCCCGCCCGCCACAUUCAUUACUAUAUACAAUUUUGUCUUCACUUAUGUAAGAUAUGCUAAGCUUCUAUAAUGUGUUUCGUUUAAUUUCGAUAUUGAAAUGUGAAUUUAAGUUAAUUUGUGCGGUGUGUAGGUCUGGUACGGCACUCCCGCCGGUACCGACGUUCGCUCCCGGCCGAUGCAGUUCGUCGGUCGUUGUACUUGUCAAUAUGCAUAAUCGUAAUGUCGCUGGGUCCCGACCCCUAGUAGCGGGCCCCGGCUCCUAGUAGCGGGCCCCGGCCCGGCGCCACCCUGCCGCCCGGCGACGUCGUCACAUGUAGUCGGCUACUUUUGGCGACCGUUGUCGCAACUCAUCCGUAGGCCGCAAGUCAGCUCGGCCCGGACCGGGCCCUCGCCCUUCCCGUCAAAUUUAGAGUUAGGCGCAGUAGUGCUAGGUAUUUAUUGGUGGGCCGGGCCGUCGGCCGAAGCAACGAUCGAAUUUCGUUUAAAGUUAGUUAGUAGCCGCCGCGCCCGCACACCCCUCGAGCAGGCGCGACUCUGAAACGGUAAAUAGAAAACAUGAGUGUAAAUAGUUGUUAGGUUUAUGUUGGGCGGGGCCGGCCCGCUGCUCCGGCCCCGCCGCCUCGCCGUCUUGGGAAAAUAAUAAAUUCUAGACUAGCUCCCAAAUAUCUUUCCAGAAAUUAUAAAUAACGUAUUUUGUAUUUAAAACUAAAAUGUUAUGUGUCGAUUCGCAAAAAAACGAUAUUGAUGCAAAUGUUCUUAUGCAUUUACUUAGGUCUGUAUUGAAGUAAUUAUGUGUCGGAUGCCGGGAGCGCAGUAGCGGGCCCGGGCGCGCCCUCCGCCGCCGACAGUACCGCACUAAACAUGAAUUGGUACUGCUAUGAGUUUUGUGAUUGUCGACGAUCUCCACUACUGCGUGCCAGCAUCGCUAACGAAUUGAAACUGUAUUAUAUUCUAAUAUUAUUAAUAUUAGUUAAAAAAAAAGAAACUAAAAAAAAUGGCAGUCACUGUAUUUUUUAUUUAGUUUUUGAUCGUUUUUUUAACUGUACUACUAAUACGUCGUAAGUACAUUGUUUUUCUAUUGAGUUGUGAAGCACGCGGUUUCACCGCGGACUGUGCAAAAUUUCGUGUACUUAUUUAUUGUAAAUAAUGUUGGAGAGCUCGUGUGACUAGCGGAGCAGGCCCCGUCCGCCGCUUGCAGCGUGACCAGCCGCGCGGUCCCUCGCCACCACUCACCAAUACUCAGUAUGUUUACUCCUCUUGCAUUAACUGUGUAUAACGUUAAAUGCAGACGAACCGUUGUCUCUAUGCCCCUUAUUAUAUGUAUAUUACAGAGUGCUAGUCACUGCUGCAAUGCGGACGGACUGCGGACCUUGUUCAUGCUUUCCUAGGACACAGACUUGGCAUCCAAACUGAUAGCUACUAGAGUAGUAGGUCGCCUGAUCGACCCUUCGCUACCGACUCCACAAUCUAUCGCGGAGUUGUCGUGACGCAAGUCAAACUCACCGAUACGUGAUGAAAUCAUGAAACAUGGUACUCACGGUUCAAUUCAAAACCUCAUAAUCAUGAAACAAGAAACACGAUCUGAAUAUUGCAAUGGUAUACUUCCCUUAAUUAAUACCUUUAAACUAAAAUCAAUUACAAUAGACAGUUGAAACCUAAGUUCACGAUUUCACGCGUAUCUGUACAACGUAACUAUGUAACCGUAAAUACCGUAGCGACACACUGCGCAGGCGGGCGCGCGCGCGACCGGCUCGCCCAUAAUAUGCCGCGGUGUUAUCUAACUUGCGAAAAAGUCACUGUGACAGCGAUAUCGAGUUGCUUUUGCGAAGUAGAUAACACUGCCGACUGUGUGGCCAUCAUCGCAAUCUUAACGCUUCCUGCUGUUAAGUUCGCAGCAAAAACAAAUAGUGGGUAUCAUCGCUAAUUAUACUCCACUUGUUUAGUUACUCAAAAAAGGGUAAGCAAUCUUAAGAUUAAAAUGUGACUAAAAAACCAAUGUAAAAAGACAGUUAAAAUUACGAAAUCAAAUAUACUUCUGAAAUAUAUUUCAGUGGUAUGUGCUUACAUAACAGACACUCCAAGAUUGUUGUUUACUUAUUUUUCCGUACCUAAAGAAGUAGAGUUGGUGCGAGAGGUCGCGCCGCGCUUGCCUGGCAUUUAACCGAUGUCACUCAGAGUGGGCAGGCCCGCUCCUAUUUUCCAUUACUUUACUCGGUGAACGUUGACCUUACACCUGCGAAAAUGACAAUGACAAAUUAUUCGUUUACCAGCGUUUGCUAGUAAAGAUUAUAACACAUCUUGUAAACAAAAUUCAGACUCCACGCGGACACGAAACUAGUGUAUAGAACGACAAUCAUGUAAUAUUGUAUCAUAAACGGAUAUUUAGUAUUAUUACUGACGGUGUACGAUCAUCCCGUUUUUAGUCGAAAUUUUGAGAACUUAAUAAUUUAGGUAUCGAACAUGUGUGUUUCCAUCUUGACGACUACAUACUUGGUUGUGACACGCACCCUUGCUCGCAACUGGUCGCACUGUUUGAUCGUGCUAAUAUGGAGCGGGAUGGUGUUGUGUUUAUACCACGCGCUGAAGUAGUGUGGAUGCUUCCCCCUGGCCUGUGCGGCUGCAGCAGCGCGUGGAGUCUGUGUUUGUGAGGCAGGCGAGCAGUGAUGUACCGCGCGCGGCGGGCGCCGGCCGCCACGCGCCGCGCCGCCGCGCUGCCCUCUCUAAUAGAGAUGUACUUUUUGUAACAA